Molecule: messenger RNA, 216 nt
Organism: Aspergillus costaricaensis CBS 115574
Lineage: Eukaryota; Fungi; Ascomycota; Eurotiomycetes; Eurotiales; Aspergillaceae
Exons: 2
Coding region: 1-216 (71 amino acids)
Source: RefSeq, a predicted model, not a curated record
AUGCGGCGUCUCUCCGUCGGUAUUUCUUCUUCUGGGCCUAUCAAUAGUCGGCGGACAUUUGCCCCUUCUCUGGUUUCAUGGGACACGGCUGGCGUGGCAGUGGCGGCAGAGGGGUUAUUCUUCAGCGCACAUUAUUUUCUUCUUCGGGCUAUCCUGCGGCGUAACAUUGCGCCCAUUGCGGAGAAGACCUGGAGGUCGGAUAGUUGGAGCACGUAG